GAUGUUGAUUGACUAGGCUUGGAUUUAUAAGUAUAGGCUCUUGUCUUCAUCUAAGCAUAUAACAAGAAAGACAAGAUCAUGGCUGAAAAGCUGUUCUUAGAGGACUAUGCUACUAUCGGUGUCUAUUUUGUUAUUGUUCUAGCCGUCGGAUUAUGGUCGACAUUUAGACCCAACAAGGGCAAUGCCAAGGGUUACUUUCUGGCUGGGAAAAACAUGCACUGGAUACCAAUUGGGGCCUCUAUCUAUGCAAGUAACAUUGGAGCUCCGAUGUUCAUUGGACUUGCAGGUUCUGCAGCUGGCUCUGGUAUCGCUGUUACUAUAUACGAAUGGCAUGCGGUGUUUUUCCUGAUUUUGUUAGGCUGGGUGUUUCUUCCAGUGUAUGUAGCAUGUGGGGCAUACACAAUACCGGAAUGGGUAAAGAAGCGCUUUGGGGGGCAGCGACUGCGCAUGUAUGUUUCGUUCCUCGCCCUAAUUGGCUACAUCCUCUGCAACAUAUCGGGUGAAAUAUAUACAGGAGCCAUAUUUCUUCAGCAGAUGUUAGACUGGAAUAUCUACCUAUGUGUUAGCAUUAUUUUGGGAAUAACUGCAAUUUAUACAACUGUCGGUGGAUUGGCUUCUGUCAUCUACACAGACACAUUACAGACGGUCGUUCUUGUAAUCGGUGCCGCCAUUCUAUUUUUAAUGUCAAUAGUUGAGGUGGGAGGAUACAAAGCCAUGGAAACCAAGUUCAUGGCUGCUAUGUCCAAUGAAACCCUUCACAAUCAGACAUAUUACAAAUGCGGGGUUCCCCCGGCGGAUUCCCUCCACAUGUUCAGAGACCCCGUGAGUGGUGACAUCCCUUGGACUGGGGCUUUACUAGGAUUGUCCACUCUUGGACUUUAUGGAUGGGACCAGGACCAGAUAAUUGUUCAGCGAACUCUGUCUGCUCGAAACAUGGUGCACGCAAAGGCAGCAGUAUUGCUGGGAGCUGUGCUGAAGCUGACGGGUUUUCUAUUGUUUGUCAUUCCCGGCAUGAACAGUCGUAUUCUAUACACAGAGGAAGUCGCUUGUGCCGAUCCUAAGAAAUGCAUGGAAUACUGCAGUAACAGGAGUGGCUGUACAAAUAUUGCCUAUCCACUUAUGGUUUUGCGGCUACUUCCCAAAGGUCUACGAGGUCUUAUGCUUGCUGCCCUGCUGGCCGGAUUAAUGAGUACACUGACUUCAAUACUGAACAGUGCUAGCUCCAUCAUGACCCUCGAUAUCUGGCACCAGUUUCGGAAGAAGGCCUCUCAGUACGAGUUGAUGAUUGUUGGACGAGUUACUGUCCUUGUCCUUGUUGGCUUCAGUAUCCUCUGGUUACCAAUAUUACAGCAGACCCAGGGAGGGCGAUUCUGGUUUUAUAUCCAGUCUGUGAGAUCCUAUCUUGUACCUCCUCUGUGUAUGAUGUUUCUUCUGGGAUUGUUCUGGAAAAGGACCACAGAACAGGGAGUGUUUUGGGGACUUAUGCUAAGCAUAGUAGUGGGUUUUGUACGCAUGGUCCUAGAUUUUACUUUUCCAUCACCUGCAUGUGGCAGUGAUGAUGUGGACGCUAGACCAGAAAUAAUCUCAAAAGUAGAUUUUCUGCAUUUUGCAACACUUUUAGCGCUAUUUGCAACGAUUGCUAUGGUCGUCAUCAGUUUGUUUACACAACCUCGUCCUGCAAAUAAGCUCCACCGCCUUACAUGGUGGACAAGGAAUGAUGAUGUACAACCAGAACUAACAGGUGACGAGGAUGAAGAUGUUCAUAUCUCUGUUCACUUGAAGGAAGAAGACUCCAAAUCUAUGGAGAUUCAGGAGAACCAGAAACUGACGUCUGAUGACGGUGUUUUAAGAAGAUUUAUGAUCCUUUGUAAGAAUUGGGUCUGUGGAAUUGAUGAGGAUGCUAAACACACAAUGACGAAAGAGGAGAUAAAAGAAUUAAGACGGAAGAUGACGUCAUUAGAGGAAGCCUCUCGGUGGAGGAAGAUUUUAAACAUUUCUGCUCUAAUUAUUGGUGUAUUUACCGUUUUCUUAUUGAUAUUUUUUCGCUAGACAUGUUUUGAAUGUGAGUUAGUUUUUUGAUGUGAUCUUAUAAUCUAAAUUAUGAGAUUUGGUGAUUCUUAAUAACGUCAUAAGCAAAGAAAGAUAAGCCACGUUAGUUAAGGUUUAUUUUCGUGAUCAAGUAAUUUUGAUCGACUCUGUAGACCUUUUCCUUUUCUGAAGAGUUGGUGCUAGGGCUUUCCUUUUUCACAUGUGUUUUCCUUUUGACAAGAGCUUCCUUUAGAUACCAACAAUUAUAGCCCAUUGACCUUGACCUUGGAGUUUGACCUACCUUUGGAAAAAAUUAACCUUGGCCCUUACUUUUGAGCAGUUAGUGCUACGGCUUUCAUACUUCACAUAUAUAAUCCUUGUGACAAGACUUUCCUUUGGAUAUCGACAACUUUAACCCUUUGACCUUGACCUUUGAGUUUGACCUACUUUAAAAAACUUUAACCUUGCCCUUUUUUUUUAACAGUUGGUGCUAGGGCUUUCAUAUUUUACAUGUGUAUUUCUUGUGAGAAGGCCUUUCUUGAUGUUUGACUUACUUUUGAAAAACUCUUCCUUUUCCAUAUCUUUUCAAUGAUUGCUGCUUGGAAUUUCAUAUUUCAUCGAUAUAUUCCUCGGGACAAGACCUUACUUUGGGUACCAAUAUAAAUGAUUUGCAUUUAAGAAAAAAUUUAACUUUCUCUAUAAUAUGCCAUACAGGGGCAUCAGUGUUUCACAAACACAUCUUGUUUUACUAGUGUGUCCAUUUCAUCAUGCAUCAGACACAAAUUAACCAUACAUCGGCACUGUCCGAUGCAUGAUCAUUUAUUUCCUUUUUCAUUUAGCGAACAUGUGUAAUACUCUAUUGAAAGUUGUUUUCCAGAAAUAAAAAAAUAUGAACAACACAUUAAAUGAAAAUACAACUUAUUGGUAUGUGAUCACUAGAAUUGGGAUCUCUCGUAGAAUUGGAAGGUUAUAACCCCCGAGACCAAGACGUAGUAGUCGUAUGUGAAGAGAGGGACAGACAAAUUUCUCCACAUUUGUAAUUCAAUAUGAUCAUUCACUUAAAAAAAGAGUAAAUUUUAAUGAUGCCUAAGAAUAUUUUCAUCGAAAAUCAAUAAGCAUUUCGGGUGUUAAAGGUCAGUGCUAUAACGCUAAGACAUUUUCCCGGUUCAAUACUUCGGUUGUCCGAUACAUGGUGAAUAUUGUCCGAUCCUUGGUGAAUGGUUA
Molecule: messenger RNA, 3252 nt
Organism: Saccostrea echinata
Lineage: Eukaryota; Metazoa; Mollusca; Bivalvia; Ostreida; Ostreidae
Product: sodium/glucose cotransporter 4-like
Exons: 15
Coding region: 79-2049 (656 amino acids)
Biological process (GO): transmembrane transport
Cellular component (GO): plasma membrane
Molecular function (GO): D-glucose:sodium symporter activity
Source: RefSeq, a predicted model, not a curated record